AAAAACUACCUCUAUAGGAGUGUGACAGCAGCGAGCCCUAGCCUUUCCGCGGCUCGGGGCGAGGGCAGACCUGGUUCUGGUGCAAGCCGUUCACACUCGCUCCCUGCCACUGCCCGUGGCUCCGUGAGGCCAAAUUUUCCUUUUCCACCUUCUCCUCGUCCCGCACCCCCAGCCCCUGGUCGAGAGAAGGCUGCCCACUUCUGAUCUUACCAGCCCAGACUGCUGGAAACACCGAGAGGUGGUUUUUGUCUUUUAAAACUCCUGUCUCGGGGGAGGGGUUGUGACAAGGCAAGAUGAGAAACUCCGUUCCUCUGCUCUGUUUCUGGAGCCUCUAUUGCUGUUUUGCUGCGGGGAGCCCUGCACCUUUUGAUCCAGAGGGACGGCUGGAAGAUGAGCUCCACAAACCCAAAGCUGUACAGGCUGAGGUCAAACCCUCUGUGAGGUUUAACCUCCGCACCUCCAAGGACCCAGAGCAUGAAGGAUGCUACCUCUCCCUCGGGCACAGCCAGCACUUAGAAGACUGCGGUUUCAACAUGACAGCUAAAACCUUUUUCAUCAUUCAUGGAUGGACGAUGAGUGGUAUCUUUGAAAACUGGCUACACAAACUCGUGUCAGCACUGCACACCAGAGAGAAGGACGCCAAUGUAGUUGUGGUUGACUGGCUCCCCCUGGCCCACCAGCUUUACACAGAUGCAGUCAAUAACACCAGGGCGGUGGGACACAGCAUUGCCAGGAUGCUCGACUGGCUGCAGGAGAAGGAUGAAUUUUCUCUCGGGAAUGUCCACUUGAUUGGCUACAGCCUCGGAGCGCACGUGGCCGGGUAUGCUGGCAACUUCGUGAAAGGAACGGUGGGCCGAAUCACAGGUUUGGAUCCUGCCGGGCCCAUGUUUGAGGGGGCGGAUAUCCACAAGAGGCUGUCUCCUGAUGAUGCGGAUUUUGUGGAUGUCCUCCACACCUACACACGUUCCUUCGGCUUGAGCAUCGGCAUUCAGAUGCCUGUGGGCCACAUUGACAUCUACCCCAAUGGGGGUGACUUCCAGCCCGGCUGUGGACUCAACGACGUCUUGGGAACAAUUGGAUAUGGAACAAUCACGGAGGUGGUAAAAUGUGAGCAUGAGCGGGCUGUCCACCUCUUUGUUGACUCCCUGGUGAAUCAGGACAAGCCAAGCUUUGCCUUCCAGUGCACUGACUCCAACCGCUUCAAAAAGGGGAUCUGUCUGAGCUGCCGCAAGAACCGUUGUAAUAGCAUUGGCUACAAUGCCAAGAAAAUGAGGAACAAGAGGAACAGCAAAAUGUACCUAAAAACCCGGGCAGGCAUGCCUUUCAGAGUUUACCAUUAUCAGAUGAAAAUCCAUGUCUUCAGUUACAAGAACAUGAGAGAAAUUGAGCCCACCUUUUAUGUCACCCUUUAUGGCACUAAUGCAGAUUCCCAGACUCUGCCAUUGGAAAUAGUGGAGCAGAUCGAGCAGAAUGCCACCAACACCUUCCUGGUCUACACUGAGGAGGACUUGGGAGACCUUCUGAAGAUCCAGCUCACCUGGGAGGGGACCUCUCAGUCUUGGUACAGCCUGUGGAAGGAGCUUCGCAGCUACCUGUCUCAACCCCGCAACCCCAGGCAGGAGCUGCAUAUCAGGCGCAUCCGGGUGAAGUCUGGGGAAACCCAGCGGAAACUGACAUUUUGCGCAGAGGACCCUGAGAACACCAGCAUAUCCCCAGGCCGGGAGCUCUGGUUUUACAAGUGUCGGGAUGGCUGGAGGAUGAAAAACGAAACCAGUCCCACUGUGAAGCUUCCCUGAGGGUGCCCGGGCAAGUCUUGCCAGCAAGGCUGCAAGACUUCCUGCUAUCCAAGCACAUGGAGGAAAGUUACUGCUGAGGACCCACCCGAUGGAAGGAUUCUUCUCGGCCUUGACCUUGGAGUACUGGGAACAAGUGGUCUCCUGUGAUGGCCGGGACUCCUCGUGGGAGGGGACUGCGCUGCUAUAGCUCCUGCUGCCUCUCUUGAAUCGCUCUAACUCCAAGCCUCUGUCUAUACCUCCAGAGCACCAAGUCCAGAUUUGAGUGUAAGCAGCUGGGUGCCCCAGGGCCUAUCAUGCACACUGGAUUGGUUUCUUAGUUGCUGGGUGAGCCUGUACGCUGCCUACAAGGAAUGCUGGCUCCAAAGAGGGUCUGUGUGGAAGGCUGUCAGCUGCUUAGCUUGCCUUGAGCCUUACUGAGAAGUCCUUCUGUUGGGAGCUGACUCAUGUCAUGGGAGCAGGCCUGAUAUCUUGUUCAGGCUCUGACUGUUGGGUUCUCAUGGACUGAACUGACCACACUGGCUAUAUCUUAGCUAUUCCGUCCUGCUCCCCAGCUCACUCUCUGAAGCACACAUCAUUGGCUUUCUUACUUUUCUGUUCAUUUUUUAAUUGAGCAAAUGUUUAUUGAACACUUAAAAUUAGUUAGAAUGUGGUAAUGGGCAUAUUACUGAGCCUCUCCAUUCAAAACCCAGUGGAGUUGAGAUUUCUUGACCCCCUUUCUAUUUGGAUGGUAUAUGUGUAUAUGCAUGGGGAAAGGCAUUUUGGGCCUGGUGGAGGCUGUAGGAUGUAAGCAUCAGGGAUCCUGAGGCUUUAAGUGGUUUCUAUUUUUUCUUAGUUAAUAUGUGCCGCCUCCCCUGUGAGUGACGUGUUUGAUCACUAGCAGAACAGCAAGCAGAAUGUCAUCCAUGCUGGGGCCAGGAUGAUGGCCAGUUGCCAGAUACAACUGCUUUGGAGCAAAUCUCUUCUGUUUAGGGAGAUAGAAGGUAUGACGUAUGUAAUACAUACCUGUGUCCACAGAAACCAGCACCUGCCAGACGGAGCUGGUUCUAAGAGUUAAUGUAGUGCUUUUUUCCUCCUUGAAAUAUUUUGCUUCAAUACCAGAGCCUUUUCUCGUUGAAAUUCUUGGAAAAGCCACCGAUUCUAGAUCUUGGUUUGAAUUAAUACACACAAUAUCUGAGACACCUAUACUUUUCAAAAGAUUUGUGUGUGUACAUUACCUAAUUAGAGUAGGGAGAGAAGGGCAGCUAUUAUUAUCCCUAUUUUACAAAACUGAGGCUUAGUGAGGUUCAGCCACGUGCCUAGACUUAUAUACCUAGUUAGUGGUGCAGCCAGGCAGAGGACCCAGAUUUCCUGGAGGCAAAGUCCAUCUCUGAAACUCCAUGAAGAUGUUUGCAACCAAUUCCCACCAAUACACUCUAGGUGUGAGACAAACAAGCAAACAAGGCCUUUUUUUUUUUUUUUUUUUUUUUUUGUAGAACCAUCAAUAAAAUCCUAAGCCCUUUUAUUAAUGUAUAACCAGGAGAAUAUCUGUGCCAAGAGAUUGGACGUUUUAUGGCUGAGAUUCGCCAGGAAGUGUGGGGGAGGAAGAACGAUUUUCUUUGUACUUAGGUUUUCUAAGGACAUUGUUUUAAUCUGUAUCAUGCCAAAGUUGUAUCACUGUUAAACUUUUGAAGACAUAACCAGUUAACUGUUCAUUCAAGGUUCUCAAGCCAACUCUGUGCUUGUCUUGUUUCCGUGAUUGCUUUCUAGCCGAAGUGAAGCUUGCAUAGGUUGAGUAUCCCUUAUCCAAAAUGCUUGGAAUCAGAAGUGUUUCAAAUUUCAGGUUAUUUUCAGAUUUUGGAAUAUUUGCAUAUACAUAAUGAGAUAUUUUGGGAAUAGGACCCAACUCUAAACAUAAACCUUAUUUAUGUGUCAUUUACACCUUAUCCACGUAGCCUGAGGGUAAUUUUAUACAAUAUUUUAAAUCACGUGCCUUAAGCACGGUUUGUGUUAAGUACUUAUGUGUGGGGUUUUCUACUUGUGGUGUCUUGUUGGUGCUCAAAGAGUUUUGGAUUUUGGAGCAUUUCAGAUUUUGGAUUUUUGGAUUAGGGAUGCUCAACCUGUAUUAUUGGCUGUACAUCCUGGUCACUUCUGACUUCUGUUUUUACUAAAGGAAGGUUUUGGGAAUUGAAUUCUCAGCAGGUUGUAUAUUUAUACACCUGGCUUGAAGCCUUAAUUGUAUAUAAUGAUGCUUUUUUAAAAAUGCUACCUAGAGGACUAUUUAUUUCUCAAGUGUAUAUAAUGUAUAAAAACAAAUAUAUCGUUAGUUUUUACUUAAGGUUAACCAAUUUCAAGAUUAAAUUUUUAAAGUAGUAAAAUAAUAAAAAAUUAUAAAGUUCUUAA
Messenger RNA from Saimiri boliviensis boliviensis (Bolivian squirrel monkey), 4175 nucleotides. It is a transcript of the gene LIPG, whose product is annotated as lipase G, endothelial type. NCBI's taxonomy places the organism in Eukaryota, Metazoa, Chordata, Mammalia, Primates, Cebidae. The record is from RefSeq and is a predicted model, not a curated record. Gene Ontology annotation, biological process: lipid catabolic process. Gene Ontology annotation, molecular function: lipoprotein lipase activity; protein binding.